CGCACGCACAAACACACGCACGCACACACACACACACACAUACUACUGUUUCCAUUUCUAUAAUGAUAUGAAUAUUUCAAUUUUCCACCGAGUCUGAGUCUGCGCAAAGUUUCCUUUCGGCACACAGCUCAGUUCUGACUGGAUGAGUGACUUUACGCGGUGCGCGCGCGUGUGGCUGUGUGCGUGAGAGAGAUUGUGUGUUUGUGUGUGCGAAAAAGAGAGAGAGAGAGAGAGAGAGAGAGCGUGUGUGUGUGUGUGUGUGUGUGAGAGAGAGAGAGAGAGAGAGAGAGAAUGAGAGUGUGAGGAUCACAGCCGAACCGAACCGGACCUGACGGCGGCGCGCGGCGGAAUCAUGAGGCGCACCGGAGAAAUGAUGGGUUUACUCAAUUCACAUAUUUAGACUUUGUUUUUGUUUUUUUGUUUUUUUUUUACUCUCUACUUUGCUUUCUCUUUUCUCACACAUCACCUGGCUUUAAACCAACUUAAAGAAGACUAACUUUCACAUGCUUUGGUUUUGUGGUUUAAGCUGAAAGCUGAAGACGGGAAAACUUUCAUUCUUAAGAGGUCCUGACAGAGCCCCCCAAAAAUGCAAGAACAUUCACUGGAAACUUUAACAGUCUAUAAAAUCCAACAUCUAAACAUCUAAACCAACAGCGCCAACAGUCCCGAGCAAACAUGGCUGUGCUUCCAGUAAGGAUCCUCUCUCCUGUCAUGGCUCCUCUAGUUCUCACCACGAUGGCCAAAAUCCUGCUCCUGAUUGUCCCACCCAUCCCAGUCCAGGCCAGUCCGAGGUACGUCCCAGCUUUACCCGGCGCCAAACGUGAGAUCAUCAUGGAUGGCGACCUGGUGAUCGGUGGCUUGUUCCCUGUACACGAGAAAGGUGAGGGCACACAAGACUGUGGGAAGAUCAACGAACAGCGUGGGAUCCAGCGUCUGGAGGCCAUGCUCCUGGCGCUCGAUGAGAUCAACCAGGACAAUCGGCUCCUACCGGGCCUCAAGCUGGGUGCCCACAUCCUGGACACCUGCUCCAAGGACACAUACGCGCUGGAGCAGUCGCUGGAGUUCGUCCGCACGUCGCUCACCAAAGUGCACCAACCCGGGUUCAUCUGCCCCGACGGGUCCAACCCAGUGCCAGACGAGGCGCCACUGGCUAUAUCUGGAGUGAUCGGUGGAUCAUAUAGUGACGUCUCCAUACAGGUGGCCAACCUGCUGCGGCUCUUCCAGAUCCCUCAGAUCAGCUAUGCCUCCACCAGUGCCAAGCUGAGCGACAAAUCCCGCUAUGACUACUUUGCUCGGACCGUGCCACCAGACUUCUACCAGGCCAAAGCCAUGGCUGAGAUCCUGCGCUACUUUAACUGGACUUACGUGUCAACGGUGGCCUCGGAGGGUGACUAUGGCGAGACGGGCAUCGACGCUUUCCAGCAGGAAGCACGCGUGCGCCAGAUCUGCAUCGCCACUUCUGUCAAAGUCAGCCGAUCCAUGAAUCGGGGCAACUACGAGACUGUGAUCCGCUCACUGCAGCAGAAGGCCAAUGCCAAAGUGGUGAUCCUGUUCACGCGCAGCGAGGACGCCAGAGAGCUUCUGGUUGCAGCAGCACGCAUGAAUGUAACCUUUAUCUGGGUGGCUAGUGACGGCUGGGGGGCACAAGAGAGUGUGGUGCACGGCAGCGAGAAAGCGGCCAAUGGGGCCUUCACCAUUGAGCUCGCCUCCUACUCCAUCCGCGAAUUCGAGGACUACUUCACCAAACUCACUCCUGAGCUGAACACACGCAACCCAUGGUUCAGGGAAUUCUGGGAGCACAAGUUCGGGUGUCGGCUACACGAGCCGGGCUGCGCCAGACACAGCCUGAGGGAUGGCUCGUUCAAGCAGGAGUCAAAGAUCAUGUUCGUCGUGAAUGCUGUGUACGCAAUGGCGCACGCGCUGCAUAACAUGCGGCAGGCCGUGUGUCCCAACACCACACGAGUGUGCGAUGCCAUGAAGCCCAUCAACGGCAAGAGGUUCUAUCGAGAGUUCAUCCUCAAGACCAAGUUUGAUUCUCCAUUUAGACCUGCUGAUACAGAGAACAUGGUGCGCUUCACCUCUUUGGGUGACAGCUUGGGCCGUUACAACAUCUUCCACUAUCGGCAAGAGAACGGAAGGUUUGUCUACAGGAAGGUGGGAUACUGGGCCCAAAGUCUGGUCCUUAACACUAGCAUUUUACACUGGGCUGGAGGAGCCGUGCCAACCUCCCAGUGCAGCGACCCCUGCCAGCCGAACGAGGCAAAGAGCAUGCAACCCGGAGAUGUUUGUUGCUGGAUCUGUAUCCCUUGCCAAGCCCAUCAGUACCUUCUGGAUGAGUUCACCUGUGAGGACUGUGGCUUUGGAGAAUGGCCUUUGGCCAACCUGACUGGCUGCUAUGAGCUUCCAGAAGAAUAUAUCCACUGGUCAGAUGCAUGGGCUGUAGGGCCAGUGACCAUCGCCUGUAUGGGGAUGAUGUGCACCCUGGCCGUGGCUGGAGUUUUUCUACGCAACAACGACACCCCAGUGGUGAAGGCCAGUGGCCGUGAGCUGUCCUACAUCCUCCUGUUGGGGGUUCUCUUGUGCUAUGCCAUGACCUUCAUCUACAUCGCCAAGCCGUCUGCGGUCGUCUGCGCCCUGAGACGACUCGGCCUCGGCACCUCGUUCGCUGUGUGCUACUCGGCCCUGCUCACCAAGACCAAUCGUAUAGCACGGAUCUUUGGUGGAGUGCGAGAUGGCGCCCAGCGGCCCCGCUUCAUCAGCCCCGCGUCACAAGUGGCCAUCUGUGGUGCGCUUAUCUCUGCUCAACUGUUGGUGGCAUUGGUGUGGCUCCUGGUGGAGGCACCGGGUGUCAGGAAGGAAGUGAGUCCCGAGAGGCGUGACGUGGUCACUCUGAAGUGCAACAGUCUGGAUUCCAGCAUGCUGGUGUCGCUCACCUACAACUGCAUCCUCAUCGUCCUGUGCACAUUCUAUGCCUUCAAGACCAGGAAGUGCCCCGAGAACUUCAACGAGGCCAAGUUCAUCGGGUUCACCAUGUACACCACGUGCAUCAUCUGGCUGGCCUUUCAGCCCAUCUUCUACGUCACCGCAAGUGACUACAGGGUUCAGACCACCACCAUGUGCAUCUCGGUCAGUCUGAGCGGCUCGGUGGUCCUGGGCUGCCUCUUCGCACCCAAGAUCCACAUCAUACUGUUCCAGCCACAGAAGAACGUGACGACGCUGAGGGCCAAGGACAACCGCUUCUCCACGGCCGCUACGGCCCCCAGCUCCACCUACUCACACGCCUCGGCCGCGACCGUGGUUCCCACCGUGUGUAACGGCCGAGAGGUAGUGGACUCUACGACGUCGUCAUUGUGAAGGAGGAAAGCACAACCGCACACGACUACACAGCAACAUCUCCAAUGAUGUCAUGGAUGAAAAACCUUCUAUCAUUGCCUCUUCCGCCACGGGUGCUUCGGUCAUCCAUUUCAGCUACUUAAAAUGAAAUUCUCUUAAACAGUUACUUGACUAUCCAAGAGAUCAAUAACAAUAAAAAAUCCUGUAAAUGUGACAAUGUGGAAACAAUGUGCCGGUAUGAACUAGUAAGUAGGUUUGUUGCCACAUGGCGUUGUGUUUUUAAGCUACAAAACUUCGAUGGCAACUAACGUGAAUAUCUGAAGCUGGGACUUGCUGUAUUAUGGAAGUGUAAAACUCUAAAACUCCAGUUUGGAGGUUUGGACUUUAACACGACUUUGUUGACAUGCCCUCACCGGUCAGUGGCCAUAAAAAAAGUUUUUUUUUUAAAAGUAUAUAUUAGAGUUAGAAAUCUUAUUAAUCUAUAUUUAUCUAAUCUUAUCAUCUAUAUUACAUGUUAGAAAUCUGUGUGGCUCAUCAGCAGGAGAACCGUAGCCCAGAUGUGGUCUCAGGAAAGGAUUAAAGCAGAGAGAGCCAAUUACUAUUUAAAAAAAAAAUGAAUGGGGUUUAUCCAAUCAAGCAUUUAGGUCAGUUAUUUAGCUAAAGGCAGCUUUGGACCACGUAUGAACCCCCCAGUCCUCCUAAAGGGUUACUUACGAUAAUGAAGGAUUUGAACAGCCCUCAAGAGGACCGCUUAAGGGGAAGUCAACAAGGGCGUGUUAAAAUAAAUGGUAUUUCGAACACAGUUGUAUGAAGUGUGUUAGAGAAGUGAAUGUUUUACAGUGCACUUUGGAAUUUAAGGAACAUUAACAGUAGAUAUUUGACUUAUUUAUAAGAAUCUGAACUUCACUGAAUGAAGCUUAUCAGGUAACGAUGUUCUUCGACAGUGAUUAGACACACUUUCCGGCGUGUUUUGCUGUAGGUACAACCCUGAAAAGUUGUUCUUAAAAAUGUAUAAUGCUCUUAGAUCUACAAGAACCUAGGUGAACUAUCGCGAAAUUAUUUAGAGCUAUAUAUAUAUAUAUACAUAUACAUAUAAAUAUACAUAUAAUUAUUCUCAGUGUUUGCCGUUAGAUUAGUUCAGUGUACUUCAUUGAUAGCACUGGGAUUCAGAUAUUGUAUGUGCAACGAGAAUAAAGUAAAUAAACAACUUUUCAGGGGGUGUAUUUACUUUUUCCUGCUACCGUUCAUGAAUCAAACAUGAAGCCGUGGUAGCUGUUAGAUCUGUUUUCCAGAAAAUGAUGCCGUUUGUGAACAUGACUUGAAGCAGGGCUCUGGGACCACCGGCUCCGGAGUUCUGCCACAUUUUACUUCUGUAGCUCUUUAGCAGAUUUGCGUUGUUCUUUAUGUGUGGUUAAUAAUGAUUAAAAAUGAAAAUAAACGUCCCAUGUUUUCUUUCCAUGCACUAGAUUAGUGGCAAUGCAAGAACAAAUCCCUAGAGUCAGUAUUUCCUUUUGAACUUGAAGACUAAAUCUUUAGUGUAUGAGAUAUGAAUUAAAGUAUUUGAAAGUAGCUAUAACAAAACGGAAUGUGUUUUAAUGUGAACUUUGGUGAACCCGUUCAGUGCUAUUCUUGUAAUAUAUGUA
This is a messenger RNA of Hemibagrus wyckioides, 4976 nucleotides long. RefSeq names its product glutamate receptor, metabotropic 2b (gene grm2b). Gene Ontology annotation, cellular component: membrane. The record is from RefSeq and is a predicted model, not a curated record. Gene Ontology annotation, biological process: G protein-coupled glutamate receptor signaling pathway; regulation of synaptic transmission, glutamatergic. NCBI's taxonomy places the organism in Eukaryota, Metazoa, Chordata, Actinopteri, Siluriformes, Bagridae. Gene Ontology annotation, molecular function: group II metabotropic glutamate receptor activity. The transcript has 6 exons. The coding region runs from base 676 to 3354 and encodes 892 amino acids.